This is a messenger RNA of Symbiodinium natans, 1359 nucleotides long. NCBI's taxonomy places the organism in Eukaryota, Dinophyceae, Suessiales, Symbiodiniaceae. The record is from the annotation of a GenBank genome assembly.
AUGUCACUUGUGAUUUCUGUGACCCUGCUAAGUGGCAAAACCGUUUCGCUGGAAGCAGAACCGGACGAGUCCGUAGAGACAUUCAAGAGCAGAGCACAGGAAGCCCUGGCAGUUGGCAGGGGCAGACUAGUGGACUCCACAGGAGGCGUUCUGGAUGAAGCAGCCAUUCUUCAGAAAUCUGGGCUGCGCAGCGGUGACACGCUAAGCUUGAGCAUGAGCCGUGUUUGUGUUCAGGGCCACAACGGAGGUUCCUUUGCCGCCAUUCUUGGCGAUGGGUUCCUUGUGACCUGGGGUAGACCCGAGUAUGGUGGCGACGGCGGUGCUGCGCAAGCUCUGCUGAGGGACGUGCAGCAGGUCCAAGCUACUGAGCAAGCUUUUGCUGCCAUUCUCGGCGAUGGGUUGGUUGUGACCUGGGGCGCUACCUGGCAGGCUUUUGCUGCCAUUCGGGGCGAUGGGUCUGUAGUGACCUGGGGUCAUGUUGAGCAUGGUGGCGACAGCAACCACGUGCAAGAUCAGCUGAAGGACGUGCAGCAGAUCCAAGCUACUCGCAAGGCUUUUGCUGCCAUUCUGAGCGAUGGUUCUGUUGUGACCUGGGGCAGUUUGCGCCACGGAGGCAACAGCGGUGCUGUGCAGCAUCAGCUGAAAAACGUGCAGCAGAUCCAGGCAUCUCUUUUCGCGUUUGCUGCCAUUCUUGGCGAUGGGUCUGUUGCGACCUGGGGCGAGGCCGACCGUAGCGGCGACAGCAGUGACGUGCAGUGUGAGCUGAAGGACGUGCAGCAGAUCCAAGCUACCCACAGGGCUUUUGCCGCCAUUCUGGGCGAUGGACGUGUUGUGACCUGGGGCGAGCCUUCCAAGGGCGGCGACAGCAGUGAUGUGCAGGAUCAACUGAAGGGCGUGCAACAGAUCCAGGCUAGCUACUUUGCUUUUGCUGCCAUUCUGUGCGAUGGGUCGGUUGUGACCUGGGGCGAAAAAGGUGCUGGCGGUGAUAGCAGCGAUGUGCAGCAUGAGCUGAAGGACGUGCAGCAGAUCCAAGCUACCCACUCAGCCUUCGCUGCCAUUCGGGGCGAUGGGUCUGUCGUGACUUGGGGCUGCACCUUUCAGGGCGGUGACAGCAGCACCGUACAAGACCGGCUGAAGGACGUGCAGCAGAUCCAGGCGACCUGGGGGGCUUUUGCUGCCAUUCUUGGUGACGGAUCUGUUUUGACCUGGGGCGAUCCUGCCUGGGGUGGUGACGCCGGUGGCGCGCAAGAUCACCUGAAGGAUGUUCAACAGAUCCAGUCGUCUGGCAACACCUUUGUUGCCACUCUCGGCGGUGGUUCUGUGCUGACCUGGGGGCGAUCCUGGCAAGUGAUAGUUUAG